Cajanus cajan (pigeon pea) is the source of this 417-nucleotide messenger RNA. Its product is annotated as protein NOI4. Gene Ontology annotation, cellular component: plasma membrane. NCBI's taxonomy places the organism in Eukaryota, Viridiplantae, Streptophyta, Magnoliopsida, Fabales, Fabaceae. The record is from RefSeq and is a predicted model, not a curated record.
ACACCACAAAUAAAAAUGAUAGAGAUUGGGGGAGGGGGGUGUGGCUGUGACAUUCUUCUUUCUCCUUGGGAACUGGAAAACAAGGAAAAGGAGAAAAAGGUUAAACCAAUCCUUCCUUCUGGAGCUACCAUGGCGGACAAGGAGACGGAUAGACCAUUACCUAAGUUUGGGGAAUGGGAUGUGAAUGAUCCAGCAUCUGCUGAAGGAUUCACAGUAAUCUUCAACAAAGCCAGGGAUGAAAGGAAAGCCGCUAAGGUCGACUCACCCCACAGGCAUCAUAAUUCCAAAUUCAACCAUCAUGCCGUUCUUGGCAAGUCCCAAUGUAAAAAAUGGUUUUGCUGCCUACACCCGUCUGCAGAAUCAUGAGGAGGCUUCUCAAUUCAUGACAGUUAGGAAAUGUAACAUAAUUCCGGAAGU